Molecule: messenger RNA, 666 nt
Organism: Linum trigynum
Lineage: Eukaryota; Viridiplantae; Streptophyta; Magnoliopsida; Malpighiales; Linaceae
Source: the annotation of a GenBank genome assembly
UAGCCGCCCUUGUCUCUCUUUUUCCUCUAUCUUCUCACCCAAAUCGACAACUCAAAUCGGCUCAUCUCGACAGCGGUGAAUGAAAGAUCGACGGUGAGGGAGAAGAAAAGGGAUCGCCGAUAGCUUCGAUGUCAAUGGCGGUGGAGGAAGAUCGACCAGCGGCGUGGGUGUUGGCCUCUAACAGCGGCGAAUCGGCUCCUCUCGAUCGGAAAAGCGACGAUCUAGACGUUGGUGAAGGAAGCUUGACUUGUUCAAGAUCUGCUCCAGCAGCGAUGAAGGGAGUUCGAUGGGUCCGAUGGCCUCUGCCUGCGCGAAUCGCCUACAACCGGGGGAUGACGAAGAUGGUUUACUCUUCCGACGAGAAAAAUGAAAGAAUGAUACUAUAUUUGUUCUUUCUCCAAUCUUGUUUUACCAAAAAUUAUCCUUAGUUUGUUAUUGUUUAUACAAAUCUAACUUUGUUUCUAUUUUUUUAGGUUUGGUAUUCUGACUUGCAAAUCUGGAUUUUGGAUGAGGAAUGGAUAGUGUAGUUAUUUUGAGCAAAUUCGAAAUUUUGGCUUUGAUUAGGUGCAUCUUUGAUGUUUUACGAAAUAAGGAACCAGAAAACAAACCCAAAAAAAAUUAUGAACAAUACUGAAAUUAACCCGAAAAUAAAUUGGACCUAUACUG